Heterobilharzia americana is the source of this 1285-nucleotide messenger RNA. The record is from the annotation of a GenBank genome assembly. NCBI's taxonomy places the organism in Eukaryota, Metazoa, Platyhelminthes, Trematoda, Strigeidida, Schistosomatidae.
GUCGCGGUUACUUUAAAGGCUCCUAACUUAUUACCUAUAUGAUAGUUGCGAUCAUAUUGGUCUCCUUUCGCUAUUUAGAAUACCGAAUAAGUCUACUACGAUUGAUAUAUGGCACAAAAUAAGACAGAAAAAGUAGUCAUUCCAAUGGAGGUCGCACAAGAAUAUGCAGCAAAACUUCUUGGUUUUGAACCUCUUCAACUUUCUGAUGAUCUGUACAACACAAUUCUCACACAUAUAGGACAAAUGAUAGAUGCAUUUCAAAAGAAAUUACUUGAAAAAUGUAUAUCCAGUUCUGCAAAACGAAAAGUUGAGAAACUGAUUAACUAUUUCAUACAAAAACUAGAAGACUGUCUUGCGGACAAGUUUCACUCUAUUGAUGUACUUUUAGCCACUAAACUAUUCUAUCUGCAUCCUUCAGUGGUUCUCAAAGAUGAUGAACCUCAAUUAGAUUACUCUGAAAAACUGGACAAGUCUAUCCAAGACAAAAUAUUAACUCAUACAAGAAGAAUUUCAGUUCUUAAAAGGUGCCUGAUAAAAAUUAAACAAGAAAUUGAUCAAAUCAACUCAGUUAUAGAAACUAUAAGAAAUAUGAAAAAUCGUAUCAGGGAAACGGUGGAAGAUGUUUACAAUGUUAAAUCAAUUGAAGAACUGUGCCUUCGUGUCAGUGAACGGAAUGACUCAAUCAAUCGAUUAUAUACUGCUGUGACUACUAAUGCAAAUUUAUCUGAUGACUUGUCUUUUUCCAUGAAAUCAUCUAUUUAGAAAAGAAUAAAGGACAAGAGCAAACGGUGAUUUUUUUUAAUUGGUUGGAUGAUUCAUUAUAUUGACAAAUUGCUUGUGUAUACAGUUGUUGAUUAACUCUAUUUUCCAAGUAUUAUAUACCAGUUUUAUUUACAUAUUGUAUAUAUAUGUGUGUGUGUAUUCAUUGUUAUUUUCCUUUGAAGUUGAAUAUUUUUUGUUCUCAAAAAAUCAGAUGGUCGAAAGUUUAUAUAAACAUGCGUAUUUUCCUAAUUCCUGAUUAUCCCAUACCUCUGUCGUACUUUUCUAAAUAAGUUGGGUAUGGGGAAGUGGUUAUCCUUGAAAAAUAUUAACACCGAAUUUUCAUGUAAUUUAUACAUCUCCAUUUAAUAAGGCAUAAUAACAUAUGCAUAAAAACUCAUGGGUUUGUUUGGUUUUUUUCCAGAAUUAGCAACAGGAGUUAUUUUGAAACGCAUUGCGUGAAAGCGUCCUUUAUUUUCAGGUUAUAAUUUUCAGGCAAAUGCAAAAGUAGUUAUGAUCUUGAAAU